Messenger RNA from Lotus japonicus, 1122 nucleotides. RefSeq lists its product as uncharacterized. The coding region runs from base 1 to 1122 and encodes 373 amino acids. The record is from RefSeq and is a predicted model, not a curated record. The transcript has 3 exons. Lineage: Eukaryota; Viridiplantae; Streptophyta; Magnoliopsida; Fabales; Fabaceae.
AUGAACUUCACCAACGCCGAGCUCUUGAAAGCUCGUGAGAGGAAAAUGGCUCGCUUUUCUCCAAAGUUCAACAACGAGGGCGAUGGGAUGAAACGGGGCGGUGCUGAGAACCAAGCCGAGGGCGCCCAAGCCCCCAAAAGGAGGAAAUUGGUCAAAGUCUCCUCUGCCGCCGGCUCCUCCAACCCCGGCGUUCAGCCCACUACUGCCGCUGCGCCUAAAGGCAUAAAGGUUGCUAAAGCCUCCACCGCCACGGCCACCGAGUCCACCACCGUUCCAGUCCCCAAUUCCGCUACCGCGGGCGCGGCCACCGCAGUCGCCGCCAAGUCCACUACUGUAGGCGCCACAGCCGCCGCCACCGGUGCCACAACAACCUCUGGUGAUCAGUCACCAGCCGCUGACACAACCGCCAACACUUCUCAACCCUCAGCUGUUGAGAAACUGGUCGCCGUCAAUGCCACAAAAACUGCCGCUUCCUCCGGUGCUCCUGCUGGGGAGAAAGAAAAAGAAAAUGAAACCCCCAAGUCUCCCCUCCGCCACGACGCACCUCCUAGCCCGCCCCCAACGGACGAUGGGCGCCAAAUGCCUUCCCCACCUCAUCAAGAGGAAAGACCCUCUCUUGACGCUGCCACUACUUCGGAAGCAGCCCGGAUUGAGCAAGCUCCUUUCAACGCCGCCGCCGCCGAAGCUGAAAGGUUGAGGGCUGAGAACGCCAAGCACCAGGAAGACACCGCCGGCUGGAAGAAGCGCUUUGACAAACUGUUGGAACAAGCGGGAAAAGAAAAAGUCCAGGCCGACAAGUUGAUUGGUACGGCGGGAAUCAAAAUCGGCGAGCUGGAAAACGAUCUGGAACUAAUGAAGGAAGAAGCGGAUGGUCUCGAUGCAAGCCUCCAGGUUUGCAAAAAGGAAAAAACCCAAGUUGAGAAGGACUUGGUUGCCAUAAGCGAGGCGCUGGCCGCUAAGGAGUCGCAACUCGACGCAUUACGCGUUGAGCUGGAGUUAGUGAGAAAGGCGCUGGCGGAGCAAGAGAAAAAAUCUGCUGAGUCUUUGGCUUCGGCGAAGACUGACCUGGAGGCUGCGGUGCGAACUGCAUCUGAAGAAAUCAAGAAGGCGAAUAUAGACUGA